GUUUGAAAUUGUCUGAAACACGGCGAACAUGUCGACCAUAAGCGGCGGCAGUAGUCGUAUGAGUGAUAUUCCGCCCAAAUAUCGCCUCAAAACUUCCUACACACUAAUAGUGGCCAGUUAUGUGGCACUGUUAGCCUUAAUCACGCUAAUCAUAUCAUUCGCCAGUCCCUACUGGCUAUCAUCACACAAAUACACGUAUUCAUCAUUUGUGAGACUCGGUCUCUGGGAUUUCUGUUUCGAUCGGUAC
Messenger RNA from Oppiella nova, 247 nucleotides. The record is from the annotation of a GenBank genome assembly. NCBI's taxonomy places the organism in Eukaryota, Metazoa, Arthropoda, Arachnida, Sarcoptiformes, Oppiidae.